GUGGGUUCCGAGUGGGAGGGGGGAGCUCAGGGCAGCACUCCCUGCCCGACACAGCAAUUGUUCUUGUCCAUGUCGCUCAUAGCAGCACUUGGUUAAACAGAUCCACGCGCUCUUCUUCUGCUCUAAUGAGUUUUCUUUAGUCAGACAACGUGUCCCAAGGGUAGCAGCACUACCCAGCCUCAGGAGGUGAGGGUGGGUGAGUGCAAAAGAAAUCUUAGAGCAUGAUGGAGAAGAAGGAGCAAAUCCAUGGCUCAGGAAGAUCUGGACCGUGGCAGAGCCAGAGCAUAAACAAAGCUGAAAGGCAAAGAAAGAGGCUCCAGAGGGCACUGAUGUGCAGCACCUUUGGGAGUUCCCUUUGUUUCCCCUGGAAUCAGGGAAAGCAUUGCAGACUGAGGAUUUUCACUUGUUCCAGGAGGCCAACAAAAUGAAAAAGAGCAUGUUGUGGCAAUGUCAGAGCUCCUGCAAGAUUGCCGCUAUGGCACAAGACACAGCAACGACCACUUUAUUCCUCCAGGUGUGGAUGGUGAAGGACGUGCAAACGCCGAGCAAGUUAAAGAUGCACAGAAGUUGUACCUGGAACUUGCCGCAUCUGUCCCGGUUUCCCUAUUGCUAGUGAUGAUUCUGUGCUGUCUUCUUUUCUGGUGGUGCAGGAAGAGAAAGCAGCGCCUGGCUGCAGCUGAUGAAGCACAGGACAAUAGCAGCAGCUCCAGCUUGCAGUCAGACGAACAGUCUGCUGACGUCAAGCGGCCCGACAGGCAGAGCCAUCGCCAACCACCUGUGCAGGAACAACCUGCCUGCCUGCCACAGGGCAGCACCAGAGUGGCCCCUGCCAGGCUGGACAGCCGCCGGGCUCAGCUACCCCCGCCUCGGCCCCCGCGGCCCACCGGCCUGGGCUCCGCAUCCCAGGGGAUGAGCGACAGGCCCAGCGGCCCCCGGGCCCAGCGGGCAUCGACGCCGCCCCCCCGUCCCCCACCACCAUCCUUCAGGGGAUGGGAGCAGUCCCCUCAGCAUGUCGGCUCAGGGGCAUCGUCCGGCACCCGGACAGCCGCUGCCUCAGGGAAGCCUGAGAGACCUGGCAGCCCCCAGCCCCCCCCAGCCCCACCUCUGCCCUCCCCCUCCUCUCCACCAUCCUUUAGGAGGUGGGAGCAGCCCCCCCAGGGUGGCAGCUCGGGGGCAUCAUCAGACACCUGGAAAACCGCUGCCACGGGGAAACAGUCCAGGUCCAGCAGCCCCCAGCUCCCCCCAGCACCACCUCUGCCCUCCCCACCCCCUCCACCAUCUGUCAGAGGGUGGCAGAAAUCCCCACAGAGUGCAGACUCGGGGAAACUGUCCCACAGGACAGCCGCUGCCUGGGGGAAGAGUGACCGGCCCGGCAGCCCCCCACCUCCCCAGGCACGGUCACCACCUUCCCGUUCCCCUCCACGAUCCUUCAGGGGACGGGAAUUGCCUCCUCAGGCACCCCCACUGCCCUCUUCCUCCCCUCCACCAUCUGUCAAAGGACGGCAGUGGCUGCCCCAGCAUGACAGGCCUGGCCGCCCCGGGUCCCCCCAGGCCUCCCCGCUGCCCUCCCCCUCCUCUAGGAGGUGGGAGCGGCCCCCCUAUGGUCUUGGCCUGCAGAAAUUGUCUGACAGACCAACAGCUGCUGCCUGGGGGAAGCGUGAGCGGUCCCCCCAGUAG
Molecule: messenger RNA, 1677 nt
Organism: Phasianus colchicus (ring-necked pheasant)
Lineage: Eukaryota; Metazoa; Chordata; Aves; Galliformes; Phasianidae
Source: RefSeq, a predicted model, not a curated record